Arctia plantaginis is the source of this 795-nucleotide messenger RNA. Lineage: Eukaryota; Metazoa; Arthropoda; Insecta; Lepidoptera; Erebidae. The record is from the annotation of a GenBank genome assembly.
AUGUUCCCUACGGUAGUUCGAAAUGCUGCUCUAGGAAUUUGUUCAAUGAUGGCUCGAGUUGGAGCCAUGCUAGCACCGUUUGUAGCUAACAUGAAACAGCACGGUAAAUGGUGUGCUCCCGUUGCAUUCGGUAUAUUUCCGAUCGUGUCUGCUUUGCUUUGUUUAAUGUUACCAGAAACUAAAGACUGUGAGUUGUUGAUGACUAUAGAAGAAGGUGAAAAUUUUACUGGAAGAGGACGGAAUACGGUAGAAACAACAAGCUUUAGAUCGCCAGACGAUGAGGCUUUGUUUCAAUGUUGCUGUAAUACAGAGUUGCAUCAUUUUGGUGAUUAUGUGAAUGCUGAUGAAAAAACUAUAAUAGUUAUGAACCACCGCACAAGAGUUGACUGGAACUAUGUUUGGAUCGCGUUGUACCACGCUACACAAAAUCCUGUUCGUGAUAUAUGUACGUGCAAACAGCCGGUUGAUAGACAGGGUGCAGAAGAUAUCGGAGUAUUGGAUAUUAGUGGCAAGGCAAAAAUAAAAUUUGUAUUAAAAGAUGAAAUUAAAAGCAUUCCUGGAAUAGGUUGGAUAAUGCAAUUAAAUUUUUUUCUUUAUGUUAAAAGAAAUUGGCAGGAAGAUCAAGUAAACCUCGCUCAGUUUGCAGAGUAUUAUCAAAAACUUAACUAUGACUAUCGCCUGUUGCUAUUUCCCGAAGGAACUGACUUAAGUUGCGAUAACCGCCGCCGUAGUGAGAAGUUUGCUGUUACGAACAAAUUGCAGGUUUGUCCGGACAUGAUCUUUGGUCUAAUCUAA